Pogoniulus pusillus (Red-fronted tinkerbird) is the source of this 2904-nucleotide messenger RNA. It is a transcript of the gene PGM2L1, whose product is annotated as phosphoglucomutase 2 like 1. Lineage: Eukaryota; Metazoa; Chordata; Aves; Piciformes; Lybiidae. Gene Ontology annotation, cellular component: nucleus. The record is from RefSeq and is a predicted model, not a curated record. The transcript is spliced from 13 exons. Gene Ontology annotation, molecular function: glucose-1,6-bisphosphate synthase activity; intramolecular phosphotransferase activity. Gene Ontology annotation, biological process: carbohydrate metabolic process. The coding region runs from base 94 to 2214 and encodes 706 amino acids.
GGGCCGUGCCCGUUGCGCGGCUCCGAGCCCGUCCCCAGGGCGGGGGUGGCUGCGGGCAGAGGAGCCGCCGCGGCUGGCAGCCCCCUGGGCCCGAUGCCACCUUGCUGCCGCUCGGGCGGCGUGGCACCUGCUGUCCGUGCCCGCGGCGGCUGCCAGCCGGAACCGGGCACGCACCGCGGGAGGGGGAGCCUGGAGGUGCCCGCAGCCUGCCCUGCCCCUGCCGUGGCCCGGGGGCUGGGAUCGCGUGGCAGUGCCAGGCUGGGCAGGGCAGCCGCGGCCGGGGGCUCCUUCGCUUCCCCUCCCCCAGCGGUGCCCCCGUGCCAGCCGUGCCCCCGUGCCAGCCGUGCCUGCUGCUGCCUUUCAGAACGAGAGGACCAGGGGCCAGAUCGAGGAGCUGCUGCGGGCAGGGCAGGUGCAGGAGCUGCGGGCACGACUGUGCCAACGCCUCAGCUUUGGCACGGCAGGGCUGCGGGCACCCAUGGGGGCAGGCUUCAGCCGCAUCAACGACCUCACCAUCAUCCAGGCCACCCAGGGCACUUACAGGUACCUGGAGAAGAGGUGCCCAGGCCUGAGGCUCAGAGGCUUCGUGAUUGGCUACGACACCAGGGGGCAGGAGGCCUCUGCCUGCUCCAGCCUCAGGCUGGCACAGCGGGCAGCAGCAGUGCUGCUGGCCAAGGAGGUUCCUGUCUACCUCUUCUCCACCUAUGUGCCCACUCCCUUCGUGCCCUACGCAGUGCUGCAGCUGGGGGCCGCCGGGGGGGCCAUGAUCACAGCCUCGCACAACAGGAAGGAGGACAACGGCUACAAGCUGUACGGGGCGGGGGGCGCGCAGCUGCCGCGGGCGCAGGAGCAGGAGGUGCUGAGCUGCAUGGAGCAGAGCCUGGAGCCCUGGGCCGGCUCCUGGGACCUGCAGCUGGCCGAGAGCAGCUCCCUGCGCCGGGACCCCCUGGGCGCCGUCUGCGCCUCCUACCUGCGCGACCUCGCCAAGCUCUGCUGCCACCGGGAGCUGAACCAGCGGUGCCCUCUGCUGGCACAGCAGGAGCAGAGGCUGGCAGUGCCCUCGGGAGGGCAGGGCCGGUGCCAGCUGUGCGUGUGCCCUGCAGGGAGCUGAACCAGCGGUGCCAGCUGCGCUUCGUGCACAGCUCCUUCCACGGCGUUGGGCACCACUACGUGCAGGAGGCCUUCAGGGCCUUCGGCUUUGUGCCACCCAUCCCUGUGCCCGAGCAGCAGUGCCCAGACCCCAACUUCUCCACCCUCAGCUGCCCCAACCCCGAGGAGGGAGAGGCUGUGCUGGAGCUGUCUCUGCGGCUGGCAGAGCAGGAGGGUGCCAGGGUGGUGCUGGCCACGGACCCUGAUGCGGACAGGCUGGCGGUGGCAGAGCGGCAGCAGGAUGCCAGCUGGAAGGUGUUCUCGGGCAACGAGUUGGCAGCGCUCUUUGGCUGGUGGCUCUUCUCCUGCUGGCAGCAGAGGGCACCCCCUGGUGCCAGCCGUGCCAACCUCUACAUGUUGGCAACCACUGUCUCCUCCAAGAUCCUCAGGGCCAUUGCCCAGCAGGAAGGCUUCCAGUUCGAGGAGACGCUGCCAGGCUUCAAGUGGGUUGGCAACAGGGCACAGGAGCUGCUGGGCAUGGGCAUGGAGGUGCUCUUUGCCUUCGAGGAGUCCAUUGGGUUCAUGUGUGGCACCUCGGUGCUGGACAAGGACGGGGUCAGUGCUGCUGUGGUGCUGGCAGAGAUGGCAUCGUUCCUGCAUGCCCAGGGGCUCAGCCUGGCACAGAAGCUGUCUCAGAUCUAUGACAGGUACGGGUACCACCUGUCCAGGACCUGCUACUUCCUGUGCCAGCCUGGCACCGCCGAGGGCAUCUUCGAGCGGCUGCGCAACUUUGGCGGCCCAGGAAGGUACCCAGGGCACUGCUCAGCCUUUGCCAUCCUGCACCUCAGGGACCUGGCACGGGGCUACGACAGCAGCCAGCCCGGGGGCAAGGCGGCGCUGCCAGGCGGCAGCCAGCUGCUGACCUUCACCUUCGGGAACGGGGCCGAGGCCUCCCUGCGCCGCAGUGGCACCGAGCCCAAGCUCAAGCUCUACGCCGAGCUCUGCGCCAGGCCCGGGCACAGUGCCCGGAGCCAGCUGGAGGCUGAGCUGCAGCAGCUGCUGGAGGCUUUGGUGGAGGAGUUCCUGCAGCCUGCCCAGAAUGGCCUCGCCUGGCACCCGGCCUAGGGCCCCUGGUGCCAGAGGAGCCCUGGGCACAGCCCUGCCUGCCCACCCCUGUGUGUCUGUCUGAGAGGGCAGAGCUCUGCCCUGGGCUGCGGUGCCAGGGCAGGAGGAGGAGGAGGAAACUCUUCAGCAGCUCUUUGCUUCCUGCCCACCCUGAGGGCACCGAUGGCACUGCCAGCACUGCCAGCUAUGCCACCACUGCCAGUGCACUGCCACAGCCCUGCCAGCACUGCUGCAGCACUGCCAGCACUGCCAGCUAUGCCAGCACUGCCACUGCACUGCCACCACUGCCAGCUAUGCCAGCACUGCCGGUGCACUGCUGCAGCACUGCCCCCACUGCUAGCAGUGGCAGAGCAGUGCCAGGCGGUGGGGGGGGCAGUGGGUUUGCUGCGCCUCAGCUGCCCCCUGCCUGCUCUGCCCACUGGCUCCCGGAGGUGCCCAGCACCUGGGGCACCUACAGUGCUCUCUGCCCAGCAGCCUGGGCAGCUUCAAUGCACUCCAUGCCUGGCACCGUGGGCACCCUCAAUGUCCUCUGUGCCUGGCACCUUCAUUGCACUCCAUGCCCGGCACCAUGGCAGCUUCAGUGCUGUCUGUGCCUGGCACCCUGGGCACCACCAGUGCCCUCUGCAGCUCUGUGCCCAACUCUUGCUGACGUUGAGGUGUUCCAGUAAUAAAGCAGUCUCCUGGCACCCA